CUUCUCUCCUCUAUGAUCAACAUCCUCUCUGUUGCUCCAUGUGUUGACUCUUUUCAAUUGAAUAGCAAGCUUCUGUAAUAUAAUCUAUCAUGGAUGUUCAUCAUAUAACCACUUCGCCCAAGAUUCUCUUCAGUAAGGUACGCAAGAUUGUGCCGCCUAUGCUGGAGAAAUUCCACAAAGGCCAGCAUGGACGGGUUGCCGUUAUUGGAGGAUCACUAGAUUACACAGGAGCUCCAUAUUUCUCUUCCAUGGCUUCGGCACGACUAGGCUGCGAUAUGAGUCAUGUUAUUUGUGAACGAUCUGCAGCUACUGUUAUCAAGUCUUAUUCCCCGAACCUAAUGGUUCAUCCUUUACUACCAAGUAGCGAGUCUGUAAAGGACCCCAGUUCGAUUGAUGCGCUUAAGCUUGCUAGCCCCAUCGUGGCAAUGCUAUCUCGCCUCCAUGCCCUAGUAGUGGGACCGGGAUUGGGCCGUGACGGGGUUACGCUGAAAGUGGUCACAGAGGUCUUGAAGGAGGCGCGGUCCCGCUCAAUACCGUUUGUCUUAGAUGCCGACGGACUGCUGCUUGUCACAGAGCAACCGGAUCUUGUUAAAGGAUACAAGGAAUGCAUAUUGACGCCUAACGUUAACGAGUUCAGCCGGUUGGCCAAGGCGUUGAAUAUCGAGGUUCCCAGCAUGGCGCAGAUCGAGUCAGAUGGCGGUGACAAGACCAGUCGAGAAACCGAAGCCUGUGAGAAGUUGUCGCAAGCUCUUGGUGGUGUGACGAUAAUCCAGAAGGGACCGCACGAUGUGAUCUCAAACGGUGUAACGAGCAUCGUCAACGAUAUCGUCGGAGGAUUGAAGCGCAGUGGAGGCCAGGGAGACACGCUCACUGGAUCGUUGGGCACGCUGCUGGCCUGGCGAGCGGCUUAUCAUAACGGACUUUGGGAUUCCGGUGAAAAAGAUAACCAAAAGGAGGCGCAAAGUAAGCAGGACAUUCAGGCGGAGCUUGAGUCAUCGGACAAGAGAAUGUCCCCUGCCACAACCUUGUUGCUUGCAGCCUGGGCAGGCAGCGGGAUUACAAGAGAGUGCUCUCGCCGCGCUUUUGAGGCGAAGGGCAGGAGCAUGCAGGCCAGUGACCUCACUGAUGAGGUUCAUGAGAGUUUUCUGGAGUUGAUCGGUGAGCCGGAACAAUCGAAGAUGCAUCUGUAGAUUUUCUUCAUGUCUCGCGAUAGAUGAUUCACGCUAGCCAUUCAUGUCGGUUGCCUUCUAUAAACCACAAGUUUAGAGUUUAGAGUAUCGUAAUUUAGCUUCUUGCCUUGGUUUUGCAGUCUUCACGUAAGAACCCUCUCGCCUAGAACCACUAUAAAUAGUACAUUCAUCAACGACGGCCAAUGGAGACAAGAGGCAGUCAGGUGAGCACAGCAUUGAGAGACAAACCAUUGACACGAUCUAUCAUGUACAUAGAAAAGAAGGAGUCAUUGACUCAGGUUCCUCGCUAUGAACUCGCCACCAUUCGCCAUGUUCCAGGAUGGCACCUCGCUGGUAUACGAGAACGGCAGCAACGAACAUGUCUAGCGAACCUAACAUCCCAUGCGGAAAUGACAGCCUCUUAUAUCGACCCAACCAC
Molecule: messenger RNA, 1608 nt
Organism: Aspergillus pseudonomiae
Lineage: Eukaryota; Fungi; Ascomycota; Eurotiomycetes; Eurotiales; Aspergillaceae
Product: ATP-dependent (S)-NAD(P)H-hydrate dehydratase
Exons: 6
Coding region: 90-1190 (366 amino acids)
Biological process (GO): metabolite repair
Molecular function (GO): ATP-dependent NAD(P)H-hydrate dehydratase activity
Source: RefSeq, a predicted model, not a curated record